AUCAGCAGAGAGCCGGAAGAAGCGAGCCGGUUCGAAAAGAGCCGCUCCCCAGUAAGCUUCCAGUUAGGUUAGGCCACGAGCUUUUGUUUUUCGUCGUGGGAAGCUGUUGGUGGGCUCGUCGGGCCCACCCUCUCAUUGGUCAAGCUGGCGAGCGCUCUAACCGCUGGUAUGAACCCCCACCAUCCGGGCCACUCGGCAGCCUACCCGCAUCAUCCCUCGCUCUCGAGCAGUCCGCAUCAUUCCGGGCCUCAUCACGGCUACAGUACCGGCGGCGGAGGUGGCGGAGGCGGCGGUGGCGGCACCACCACUACCCCGGACCUGCCUAGUCCCCAUUCGCCGCCCCAUGGGCCAGCAAUCGACCCAGCCACCCCGUACGGGUCCCUUCAGCCUGGACAGGGCAUGGGCAGCAACGGGCAUCAUCACAGCGGUGCUGGAAUGAUGACCGAUCAUCCACAUCACCCUGGACACCCACACCCCCACUUACCGGGACAUCCUGCUUAUCCACCGGUCAAUCACAACAACAAUUGUACGCUUAAGCAAGAAGGUGGCCCAAGUGGACCAACGGGGAUCCAGCAGUGUGCCGGUUGCGGCGGUCAAAUAGUCGAAAGAUGGCUGUUGUUGGCGAUGGAUCGGUAUUGGCACAACGGUUGCCUCAAGUGCUCGUACUGUGGCGCGGCACUGGCGGAAAUCGGCCACUCGUGCUACACCAGGAGCGGCAUGAUCCUCUGCAAAAGCGACUACAGAAGGUAAGGGUGUACUCACGUUUCUCUUGAAAGUAGCCCGGCCUUCCAUUCACCUACCUAAUGGCACGAGUAUCGUUGCGAAUUUGUGAAACCAACUACGAAAUCCGUAGAGAUCGUAGUUGGUUCCGUGGGGUCGCGAGAUUCGUUUCCCAACGACUGACGUCGUGAAUCGAAAAUAUCAAGAAUUAUCCCCUUUCAUCCGCGAAAAGUCGUUACUAGGAAGUAAUUAGGUAUUAGAUUUUGACUUUGAGAAAUAUCAAUUUCCGUUCUCUGUCGACAGACUACGGAAGUUUGUUCAAAUUUGCGAAAUUACUUUUAAAAGUGUUAACGCGGAUUAAUUUAAUUCCGCUAAUAUUUUUAUAUAUUUUACAUAUUUGCGAAUAGCAUUUCUGUAGAAAUAUCCGCGAUCUACCGAUUAAUUGACUCGUUCGGAACUCUUUCGGCUCGAUGAUCGAACGCACGAGGCAAACGAUCGUCGAUCGUUUCUCAAAUCUCUUCGAUCGCGAGAGACGUUUAUCCAAGCACAAAUUACAUUUUACCGGCGCGGUAACAUUAUCAAUUGUUGGAAACGCUGGCGUUACUUAGGGGGAUGACCCGGUUGCUCGUCUGAAACGUCCCAACUCGCAGCCGUUGAUUGAUCGCGAAACAGGAUUACACGGCACGAACGUCGCGUUUCGAGCUUCAUUAAAUCGCAGACACGCAAUUGCUCGACCGAUUAAUUCCGUGGCCGCGUGUAUAUUUCGUAUCCAGCCUUCUGUUCGAUUAUUAAACUGCGUCCACGAACAAGUCAUUCUCGGUGUGAACGAGAACUUCGAGGUUGCGCCGAACUAUCGUGCGAGAGAGGGGGGGGGGGAAAGAAAAAAGAAAAAAGAAAAAGAGAAAUACGUCGCGUUGAUUGCGCGAAUACGUCGACGACGACGUGUAUGCGAAUAAUCUCGAAACUCUCCUCCAAGUUUUAACGGAUUAACGAUAACUGAUACGCAACGUUUUCACGCUGAUAAACGCUUGCCACCGGUGAAUUAAUCACGCCACUUCCGGUGCAUCGAUGAUUACCAACCGGGUAGACUCGUUGGCGCCAAGUAUCGAGCAAUCAACAUUCCGCUCGCGCAAAAUAGCUGCAAUCUAGGAAGCUGUCACUUCACGGUGACACUUAGCCGCUGAUUAUACGCCGGCGUUCCUUCGUCCUCGCUCUUCCAAUACACGCUGGCUGCGUUUGCAAUAACGAUGUCUGUCUCGCGCGCGCGUCGAUUCUCCUCGUUCCGAUCGUACAACGCCUUUUCAUCGAUCGAUUUUUCACAUCCUCGUGCGUGCGGAUGGUUUAUCCACCGGUCGAAUUCCAACGGGGAAUUUUAAUUUUCAGCUCGUUAACGUUUAACGAUGGGCAAGAAGACGAGGAACUUUCAUUUGUCGCGUGCGAGGCUCUCGGCGAGGUUUAACACCCGACCGAUUGGCCUCUUGGUUUUGUGUAAGUCGCGUGACAAAUUAUCGCGGUGAUACGAACCGUUCGAUAGAUAAUUGAUCUGUCGAUAUCUAUGAAUAGAACUGAAGAGAUAAAAUUCAGAUUUCUAUCUCUCUUACAGUGUUGUAGAGCUACAAGCGAAAUUACUUUUAACACUGGAACUGCCAAAGUGGUCAAAACCAAUU
Molecule: messenger RNA, 2387 nt
Organism: Heterotrigona itama
Lineage: Eukaryota; Metazoa; Arthropoda; Insecta; Hymenoptera; Apidae
Source: the annotation of a GenBank genome assembly